This is a messenger RNA of Anopheles darlingi, 1669 nucleotides long. RefSeq names its product argininosuccinate lyase (gene Argl). Gene Ontology annotation, cellular component: cytosol. The coding region runs from base 105 to 1589 and encodes 494 amino acids. The transcript is spliced from 2 exons. The record is from RefSeq and is a predicted model, not a curated record. NCBI's taxonomy places the organism in Eukaryota, Metazoa, Arthropoda, Insecta, Diptera, Culicidae. Gene Ontology annotation, molecular function: argininosuccinate lyase activity.
CAGUCUUCCAAGUUUUACAAUCGCGCACGUUGCAUUGCUAGGACACGCGUUCAUCCCAUCUAGGACAGUCUAGUGAAUCGGGUUUCCGGAGUGUGUAUGCAGGGAUGAGUAACAAUCAGAGUGUUAACGGCAGUGGGAUGGUGGUUUCAGCGGACAACCAUCACCAGCAGCAGCAGCAGCAGCCACAGCAGCCGCAGCAGCAGCAGCAACCCACCUUCAAGCUGUGGGGUGGCCGCUAUACGAAGACGACCGAUCAUGUGCUGGCUAAGGUGAACAACUCGCUGACGGUGGACAAACGGCUGUACGCGCAGGAUAUCGAUGGAAGCAUUGCGUACGCCAAGUGUUUGGCCGAAGCCGGUCUGCUGACGCAAAGCGAGUAUAAGGUGAUCGUGUACGGGCUGGAGACGUGCAGGGCCGAGUGGAGCAAGGGUACGAUCAAGCUGCUGCCCCGAGAUGAGGACGUACACACGGUAAACGAACGCCGGCUGUGCGAGAUCAUUGGUCCGCAGAUCGCGGGCAAACUGCAUACCGGGCGUAGCCGCAACGAGCAGGUAGUGGUGGACAUGAAGCUGUGGAUGCGGGAUGCCAUUCGUGAUCUACAGCAGCAGCUGCUGGAGCUGAUGCGCGCUAGCUGUGAGGUCGCCGAACGUUACCUCGAGGUACUGAUGCCGGGUUACACGCACAUGCAGCGUGGCCAACCGGUACGCUUCAGCCACUGGCUGCUGAGCUAUGCGUUCUACUUCCGGGAGGAUUUUGCCCGGUUCGCUGAGUUUAGCCGGCGUAUGAAUGUGCUACCGCUGGGGAGCGGUGCGCUGGCCGGUAAUCCGUUCAACAUAAACCGUCACAAGCUGGCGGUCGAUCUGGGUUUCGACGAUGUGUCGCAGAACAGCAUGAACGUCGUCAGUGAUCGGGACUUUGUGGUGGAGUUUAAUUUCCUGUGCACGCUCGUGGCCGUCCACAUGAGCCGGUUGGCAGAGGAUUUGAUCCUCUACUCGACCAAGGAGUUUAACUUUAUCGAGCUAUCGGAGGAGUACACGACCGGGAGCAGCCUAAUGCCGCAGAAGCGCAAUCCGGACAGUUUGGAGUUGAUUCGCGGUAUGACGGGGCCGGUGUUUGGGCAGCACUGUGGUGUCCUGAUGACCCUCAAGGGUCUCCCGUCGACCUACAACAAGGAUCUGCAGGGUGACAAGAGUGCCAUGUUCGGAGUGUACGAUCAGCUGCAGCUCUGCCUCACGCUGAUCACCGGUGUCAUCCAGACGAUGCGCGUCGAUGAGGAUCGCUGCCUUAGUGCACUCGGUUACGAGAUGCUCGCCACCGAUAUGGCUUACUAUUUGGUCCGGCGUGGCAUCCCGUUCCGGGAGGCGCAUCACAUCUCGGGCGAGGUCGUUGCUCAUUCGGAGAAGAUAAAGAUACCGAUCAACAAGCUCACGUUGGAGGAUCUGCAGGAGAUCUGUCCACACUUUGACGAGUCGAUUAGCCGUAUCUGGAACUAUGAGAACAGUGUCGAGCAGUACACGGUCGUCGGUGGCACCUCGAAGCUGUCGGUGCAGGAACAGAUACGCACCCUGCGAGCGUUCAUCGAGACGUGAUCUACAGACGGAUGCUCAUAGAGUUUAGAGAACAGUUUAUUUCGAUUAUACAGUACCCGGAGUCCCGAUAGUCCGGUGUG